UCCUGCUUGGCACACAAACAUGGGGUAAAUAGGGAGGCACUGUCAUUGCACUUGACUGUCCGGUGCUUAAAAAGAAACAAACACGAUGAUUUACACUAAACUGGCUCGCACUGACUUUUAAGAUGAAUUGUGGUCACACAUCACUAGAAGCGUGGCGGGGGAAAAGAUGAAAAGAACACCCUCGGGCAAAGUUGUCCUUUCAGCCUCUGAGAAGUCGACCCCGUGGCUUUUACCCUCUGGAGUUUGUCUCACUCACAGCAUGCAGGAGAGUCGCAGUUCCCGUUGGUAUUUUGGUGGAGUCUCCUCCACUGCAGCAGCCUGUGUGACCCAUCCACUGGAUCUGAUUAAGGUGCACUUGCAAACACAGCAGGAAGUGAAGAUGCGGAUGAUUGGGAUGACUCUCAAUGUAGUGAGAAGAGAGGGUUUUCUGGCGCUCUACAGUGGCCUCACUGCUUCCCUCUGCCGGCAGAUGACAUAUUCUUCAUCAAGGUUUGCCAUUUACGAGACUGUCAGGGAUAAGAUGAAGAGAAAAACCAAAGGCCCCCUGCCUUUCUACCAGAAAGCCCUCCUGGCUGCCUUUGGAGGUUUGAUGGGCGGUUUCAUUGGAACCCCAGCUGACCUGGUGAAUGUCCGAAUGCAGAACGAUGUUAAGUUGGCAGCAGAGCUCAGGAGAAAUUAUGCUCAUGCCUUUGAUGGACUCUUGCGUGUUUGUAAGGAAGAGGGGCUGAGGAAACUGUUCUCUGGUGCUACUAUGGCUUCUUCCAGAGGUGCACUGGUUUCUGUUGGACAGCUCGCCUGUUACGACCAGUCCAAAGAGUUGGUUCUGGCUACUGGUUACCUGACUGACAACAUCCUCACUCACUUCCUGGCGAGUGUGUUUGCAGUAAGUGACUCAUGUCUGUCACUGCGCAGAAACAAAAACAUCACAUCAUGUUCUGAAAUAAACCCUCUGUUCUUCUUUUCUGCACAGGGUGGCUGUGCCACAAUCCUGUGCCAACCACUUGACGUUAUUAAAACAAGAUUAAUGAAUUCAAAAGCUGAAUAUAGGAGUGUGUCUCACUGCAUAAUUGAAACAGCAAAGCUGGGGCCGAACGCGUUCUACAAGGGUCUUGCUCCUGCAGGGAUCCGCCUCAUCCCUCACACAGUCUUAACCUUCAUAUUCCUCGAGCAGCUGAAGCAGCAUUUUGGUGAGAUGGUCGUUACCUGAAGGCGUCCUAGAAAAGUCAUCCUACGGCCAGGAUUUCAGUGGCCCUCCAUGUUCCACAGCGUGAUCAUGACACCAAACUGAGCUGGGGUGCAGUGAAGCCAAGACACAUCACUCUGCUUGCUAUAUUUUUUCCAUCCAUAGCACAAAAUAAAAAUGUAUUAACACCCAAAUCUCCAGAUAAGAAUGCAUUUGUCAUGAACUGUACAAUUAUAAACACC
Molecule: messenger RNA, 1425 nt
Organism: Archocentrus centrarchus (flier cichlid)
Lineage: Eukaryota; Metazoa; Chordata; Actinopteri; Cichliformes; Cichlidae
Gene: slc25a10a
Product: solute carrier family 25 member 10a
Exons: 10
Coding region: 167-1207 (346 amino acids)
Biological process (GO): transmembrane transport
Source: RefSeq, a predicted model, not a curated record